This is a messenger RNA of Cadophora gregata, 924 nucleotides long. RefSeq lists its product as uncharacterized. Lineage: Eukaryota; Fungi; Ascomycota; Leotiomycetes; Helotiales; Ploettnerulaceae. The record is from RefSeq and is a predicted model, not a curated record. The transcript has 4 exons. Bases 1 to 924 code for a protein of 307 amino acids. Gene Ontology annotation, cellular component: Golgi apparatus.
AUGAUUACAGCGUUCAUCAUGUUCGUGGGCACUCUGAAAGGAGGCUCGGGCUUCGAGCCUUCGGCCAACGCACUUCCGUCAUUUGCGAUUCUGUUCAUUAUCGCUCUGACCUAUCAGGCACUCCUGGUCUACGAUACUUUGGCGCAGAAGAACACAAUGCAACUGCUCGGUCUCUGUUUCUAUGCUGCCUGUCUUUGUGUGUACGCUGGGCUGCAAUACAAUCAGGUUGACAGAGCAGUCGAGGCGCUAGAGGUCGAAGGAUGGGUGGGCAGGUCCGCUUGGUCCAUUCUCAAGCCAUCCUUGAUAACCAUUAUCUUAAUCACUGGGCUUUACCUGGUAGCUAUUUGUUGCAUCAGUGUGAAGCUUUACGGAGAAUUCCAAUGGACGAUUUACAAACAAUUAAACGCAGAUCUGGAUAUGCAGAAUAGAUACUUGGACUUCAAGAUUUACAUCUGCUUGCUCAAGUUUGACUUGUUCUUCUUCUUAGGACUCAUGUGCCAAUUCAUAACCAUGUCAACAACAAUCAUGGAUGUCCUUUACAUCCUUACCUUCUCGAGUCUUCCAGUGAUAUGUAUCACUCUAAUCGCAUCCGCAUCAUGCAUGAGACACGAAAGCAAAACCGGCAUGCUUAUUGUCCUGGCCAUGCACACAGGAAUCUUCGCGUGGUUCAUAUACAUGACUGUCCUCAUGUACCUUCCAAGCCGCGCAGACGAUUUCCUACCCGCCCGAAAACAGCUCAGUUUCUUCGUCGCCCCUACGCUCAUCCUUGAAGUUGCGACGAUCGGGAUGGCAAUCAAGUGUAUGAGGAAUUUUGACAAGGGGUUGAAGGUGCAUGUCACUGGACAGAGUCGGGCGAGGCAGAUGCUGGAAGAACAUGAGGCUGAUGAGAUGGAAAUGCUGAUGUUGAGGGAGUCGAAUCGGUGA